Messenger RNA from Quercus lobata, 1902 nucleotides. RefSeq lists its product as uncharacterized. The coding region runs from base 1 to 1902 and encodes 633 amino acids. The record is from RefSeq and is a predicted model, not a curated record. Lineage: Eukaryota; Viridiplantae; Streptophyta; Magnoliopsida; Fagales; Fagaceae. The transcript is spliced from 2 exons.
AUGGAAUCCAGUACAAACCCAGAUCUUGCUGCGCUGGCCCUACAAAUCCAGUCACUAUCACUAACUGUGGAAGAACUCACAAGACAGAACCAAAAGAUGAAGCAACGACUGCUGCAGGAAAGUAAUCGUACAGACAGGGGAGACAACGAAGACAGCAACAGAAGGCGAACCAGCACUCCAGAGGAAGCAAGCUCAGAUCUUUUAAGAGAGAUGAGGAAAGAGAUGGACGAACUAAGAAACGCCAUCAAAGGAAAGACGGACCAAAGUUUGGAGAGAAUCGUCCGGAAGACGGAUUCACCCUUUACCAUAGCCGUCCAGGAGUGCCCUGUUCCCUCAAAGUUUCGUCUACCCCAGCUGGAACCUUUCGACGGGCUGAAAGACCCCUUGGAUCACUUGAACACCUUCAGGACGACCCUAGGCCUCCAACAGCCGCCUGACGAGAUCUUGUGUCGCUCAUUCCCUACGACCCUCAAAGGAGCAGCCAGGGAAUGGUUCAACAAGUUGCCAACAUCGUCCAUUGACAAUUUCGAGCAGUUGAGCAGUUCCUUUGUCCGUCAUUUCGUAGGCAGGCAGCGACUAAAGAGAACUGCCGACCACCUGCUUACCAUCAGACAAGGAGAGAAGGAACCACUGAGGUCUUACAUGACACGUUUCACCCAAGGAAUGCUGGAAAUAGACGAGACAGAUGAUAAGGUACAUCUCACGACCUUCAAGGCAGGAUUGAAGUCCAGGGAUUUUGUGGCAUCCUUGGCAAAGAACCCCCCUAAGACGAUGGCCGAGGCGCUGUUGAAAGCCCAGAAGUACAUGAACGCGGAAGAAGCCCCAACAGCUAUUGACGGAGCAGAUAAGAGUAGGGAAAAGAAGAAAGAAAAAGAGGACGAUCGAAGAGGGCUAAAACGAGAUCGGGCUGAUAGACGAAUUGACGAUGGAAAUCGAAGGAGGGAGGACAAAAACCCUCGUCCAUCAAAAUUCACCCCGCUGGUGAUGCCAGUCGAUCAAAUUCUAACGGAAAUAAGGGACGACCUGUCCCUAAAGUGGCCAAAACCACUCCAUUCAGCACCUGGAUUGCGCAAUAAGAGGAAAUACUGCCGUUUCCACAAGGAUCACGGGCAUUAUACAGAGGACUGCAGGGACCUAAAAGAACAGAUUAAGGAGCUCAUCCGUAACGGGAAACUACAACAAUAUGUAAAAAGGGGGGAUUUCAGCAGCAUACCUCCAUCAAAGCAAAGACGCACCAGUGAGGACUUGCAUUUCUCUGAGGAAGAUGCCAGAUGUGUGAAGCAGCCCCAUGAUGACCCACUCGUCAUUAUGAUCAUGAUCGAGGGGUUCAACACGCGAAGAGUCCUGGUCGACGGCGGAAGCUCAGUAGACAUAAUCUAUCUUCCUGCUUUCCAACAACUGAAGCUGGACCCAAAAAGGCUCCGUCCUUUUGAGUCUCCCCUCGUUAGUUUCAGCGGAGACAAAGUAUACCCUAGAGGAAUCGUGGCGUUGACAGUAACAGCCGGGUCAUACCCCCUGCAGGUAACCAACCAGCACAAUUUUCUCAUAGUAGACUCACCCUCGUCCUACAACGUGAUCAUAGGGAGACCAAUGCUUAAUCGUUGGAAGGCUGCUAUCUCCACCUACUGCUUAAAGGUGAAGUUCCCAACAGAACGUGGUGUCGGGGAGAUUAAAGGAGAUCAAGUACUGGCAAGAGAAUGCUACCAUGCCGUCCUGGCUUCAAAAGAAAACCAUACGUGGACGAUUGAAGAGAAAACACCAGAGAUUAUGGAGAAACUUGAAACGGUAGAGCUGGCUAAAGGGAAUCCUCCAAAGACGACCCAAAUAGGGACGAGCAUGAGUCAAAAGACGAAAGGUGAAAUCGUCAGCUUUCUGAAAAGUAACCUCGAUAUAUUCGCGUGA